Molecule: messenger RNA, 810 nt
Organism: Protopolystoma xenopodis
Lineage: Eukaryota; Metazoa; Platyhelminthes; Monogenea; Polystomatidea; Polystomatidae
Source: the annotation of a GenBank genome assembly
AUGAAGUAUUGCUUUAGAGGUCAUGUCAUGCAUCCCCUCUUAAUCUUAUUUACUUUCUUUGGCUUAUGUUCAUGUCAUAUCAAUGAUAAUGUUGACAGGAAAAUUCUUGUUCUGCUAGAAAAUCUUGCUAUCCGUGAAACUCAUUCAUCAUUCUUUAAGAUGUUAAAAGAUAGGUCAUAUGAAUUGACGUACAAAUUUGCUGAUGACUUUUCACUUAAUCUUAUGAAAUUUGGUGAAUACGCGUUCAAACACCUCAUUAUCUUUGCUCCAUCCGCCAGGGAAUUUGGUGGAAAACUUGAUGUCAAGUCGAUCGUUAGGUUUAUAGAUGAAGGUGGGCAUGUAUUGGUUGCAGGCAGUCCAGAUAUAGGUGAGGCUAUUCGAGAACUUGGAAGUGAGUGCGGAGUUGAGUUUGAUGAAGAUAAAACAUAUGUCAUCGAUCAUCUAAAUUAUGAUAAAAAAGAUGAUGGAAAACACACUUUAGUAGUUGUUCCUCCUGAUAAUCUUGCUAAUUUGCCUAUAAUCACUGGUACUAACCAUAGUAAACCCUUCUUGUAUCGUGGCGUCGGGCUUUCAGUCGACGUGGAAAAUCCUCUUUUGACUGAUAUUCUUCAUGGCUCAUUAACUUCUUAUUCGUAUAAUCCGGACAAGCCAAUCAAUGAUUACCCCAAUGGUGUAGGGAUUAAUACAGUUUUGAUAGCGGCGCUCCAAGCUCGAAAUAAUGCACGAUCUGUCUUUAUUGGAUCAUUGGAAUUUUUUUCUGAUGAAUUCUUUUCCUGGAAUGCUGAGAAUGCAUAUACUGGUAAAAUGUAA